CUGAAUGAGACGAAUAUGGAGAACUGAGCCGCAUGCAUCUUGCAUGCAGCAGGUCGGAGGCCGUUGUGCAUCGUCCUGAUGGCAUGUUUUUUGGAUGACUUGACUUGCCGAUUGCUUAUUCAAUCGAGUCAGUGGCUCAGCUUUACUCAACUGUGCCACUUCUGGUACUCACCUUAGCAACGCGCAAGAUUCCUCACUAGAGCAAAACGAGGUGUCCAUUGCAAAACGCACAGCUGCAAUCUGCAAUGUCUCUCCUUCAGCGAACACUCCAGGCGUCGGCUCGGAUACCAUACCAACCCUCUCUACGUCUUCCCCGUCUCCAAAAUCUCUCGCCAAGCCCAUGUCCUGCCCUUACCAACUCUCGUCGUUAUCGUGGAGAGAUUCUCGGAUCACGACCAACGCCCAUUAAACCAAAGACUAUCUUGGUUGGGGACCCUACGGCAACUGUAAAGCCAGAUGGGACAGCCAUUCAAACAAAAGAAUCUCUUCCGUAUCUGGUAAAGAGAACAUCAAAAUCGGGAUGGCUGCCAGUCUACAGAGAAUUUAAACAUGGCAAGACACAGACUUUGACUAUCAUUCGAAGGGUGGAUGGGAACGUCAAACAACUGGCCGAUGACCUUCGCCAAUUCGUACCAUUUGAUCGGAUAGAGAUAAAGGAAUUACAACGGCAUGUUGUAUUGAAAGGGGAUUAUUUGUUUGCAGUGCGUGAUUGGCUUACGGCGAGGGGAUUCUGAAGGGGGGACGAUAGGUCACAUAGAGGGUUUAUGGUGUAUGGAACGGAGUCUACACUAUGCUGCUUAGAGUCUUCGAUGUGGAUAUCGGAUAGGAUAAUUUAUAGCUUUGCUGCUGCAUGUGUACUGUACAUUAUUUGGGAGGCCGAGAAUACCAGUUUGCUCGGCACAACACCAUCCACACGUGACCUUGGUCAACCCA
Spizellomyces punctatus DAOM BR117 is the source of this 933-nucleotide messenger RNA. RefSeq lists its product as uncharacterized. Gene Ontology annotation, biological process: translation. The transcript has 3 exons. Lineage: Eukaryota; Fungi; Chytridiomycota; Chytridiomycetes; Spizellomycetales; Spizellomycetaceae. Gene Ontology annotation, molecular function: structural constituent of ribosome. The coding region runs from base 246 to 734 and encodes 162 amino acids. The record is from RefSeq and is a predicted model, not a curated record. Gene Ontology annotation, cellular component: mitochondrial large ribosomal subunit; ribosome.